Coprinopsis cinerea okayama7#130 is the source of this 672-nucleotide messenger RNA. RefSeq lists its product as hypothetical. Bases 1 to 672 code for a protein of 223 amino acids. The record is from RefSeq and is a predicted model, not a curated record. The transcript is spliced from 3 exons. NCBI's taxonomy places the organism in Eukaryota, Fungi, Basidiomycota, Agaricomycetes, Agaricales, Psathyrellaceae.
AUGCCACCCAGUUCGUCAAGCUGCUGUAUCCGAGUCCUGAGUGGCGCGUUGGUUAGGUCCUACUCUACCAUUCCAACGCUCGUGAAGCCUUACACCAAAUCAGUUCAAUCAAUCAUGUCGACCUCACACCAAGACAGCAGAAUGGCAGAACACAGAAGGCAGAACGAGAACCAUGACCCACCCGCAGAUUCACGGUCACAGCCGCAACCACAAUCACACCAACCUCCAAUGACAACGAUGAUUCCGAGUCGUCGGCACAGAGACAAAUCAGGACUCCCCUACACAAUCCACUUCCACUCCUCCACCAAAGAGAAACCAACGCGCCAUCUAUUCCUCACAGGGCUCCCAUACGCCCUUCUACACAUCAGGUUCUUCCACGGAACUUUCAUGGAUUACAUACCAAAUCCCCAGGCGCGGGUUGACGCUGAGGAGAAAUCCCACCGAGUUAUCCAUUGUAUAUGGAUCCGUACGAAAGACCUACGGUCUCGGGGGAGGGACACAGUGGGUCGGGAGGUGGAGUCGACGCUUUUGGGAGACGGGGAGAGGGUUGUGCGUGAGGAGCACUGUGCGGUGUUUCCUGCUACUCUUAAGGUUUUUUUGCAUUCGAUAUAUUGGAUUGGAAAGGAGGAGAGUGGUUUGGAGGAGGAUGAGAUGACUUUGUGCAGGGCUUGA